UAUUCCACGGGAAACAUGACGUCAGCUCGGAGGACACAGCACACCGACACAGCGUCCGCUGACUUCCACCUGUCCCUACCCAGCAUGCCGUGCGGUGCCUGCACACCCCGCCUCUAUGCGGUGACGUCUCCCCGGGCUGGACACGUGACGUGUCGGUGGCCUCAUCUUUGUUGUGUUGGUUGGCUGCUGAGGGAGCGGAGAGCCCGGAAUAGGGAGCCGGGGCUGUUCUGUCAUGAGGGCUGGAUAACGACACUGCUACGGUAUAGGAUUUGUGAGGGAGAUGGUUUGCGCGUCACCAUAAUGAAUACAGAAGAGAAACCACUAACAGCCUUGACGACCAACCCGGAGGAUGGAACGGAGCUUUGCAGCCAAGCGGACACAAAGAAGAUUACUUUACAAAUGGCUUCUGAUGUGAACGAGAACAAAUUAAAUGGUGAUAACGAGCAGUCUUUGACGGAAAACGAAGAUAUUGAGCUUGAAGAUAAGGAUGUCCAAGAUAGUAUCAAUAAUAAUGAAAGCUGCAACGUGAUGUGUGGUCAGCUUAGUUGUAAGAAGGGAUGUGAAGAUUAUGAUCACACAGUAAUGGACAGCUUGGCCUCCGCUCCCUUUUCCACAAAGGAGAACGCCAUUACUAAAGGCAAACGCGUGUCUGGGAGGCGCAGCCAUAGAUAUAAGAAAAGCAGCAAUGGAAAAUCCACAGGUUUUCCAGCAGAUGCCGAUGUAAUGCUUUCUGAUGACAAUGGAUUUGUGGAAUCUGCCCAUGACUUGGCAACACUAGAGUUAAGCGUCACCAAUGAACCCAGGAAUCAAAAGCAACUCAGAGAUUCUCUUUUUUCCCUUAUCAAAGACGGGUUUGAACAAAAAGAUGUCAGGAUGCUUCCCACGUGCCUUCACCAGAUUGCUGAGACCUAUUUUCUGGAGGAAGACUAUGAAAAAGCAAUGCAGUUUAUCCAACUGGAACGAAUAUAUCAUGAGCAACUACUUGCAAAUCUGUCUGCUAUCCAAGAGCAAUGGGAAAGAAAAUGGAAGACAAGCAACCCUGUAUUCUCAACCUCAUCCCAGAAUUCAGAGAAAGGACUAAGCAGUCAAGAGCUUAAAAGACUUUCCACUUUGUGUAGCUCACAUCAAGACCCUCAAGCUGUCAAGUGGAAGGUUUCAGACAAAUCAUUGCGUAUUCAGAGUCUCCCACAGCUAUUGGCAUCGGCUGAGACAUGUGACAUAGAUGGCUCAUUUACUGAUUGUCCAGACAGAGAAAGUGAUCCUGGCAGCAAGACGGCAACAGACAGGAAGCCUGGCGUGGCAGUUAUGAACUUAGCGCCCGAUGUCAGCGCUGCAAGCUUGAUAACCAGAGGAGAAGACGACCAAGCUUUACACAGUCAGAGCCACAAAGAGGAGAAGCAUCUGUCCAUCUCUGGAGCAACCUUGGAGGUUCACACCCAACCUACAGGGACAGAAGGCAGGGCUAAUCCUGACAGCAGCUUCUCUACUGGGGAUGCUGGGAAGAAUAACAACCUCCUGCAACCAGAAGCAACAGUGAACAGCAGUAAUGUGUCAGAAAUAGAAACAUUCUCCAAGGAGGGAGUAGAAGAACAAGCGGAGAGCCCAAUGGUAGACAAAUUAAUUUCCGCAGCCACAGUUCACUCAGAUUGUGUUUCUUCCACGCAGGAUGAUACUACUGGAGGCAGCCGUUCUUUAGAGGACUGUAGUCCUUGCACAGAAGACCCUGUCACUAGGGAUGAAAUAACGGAUAAAAAAUGGAUUAUUCAUUCGGACAGCAAAACAGGUGAACUAGGACUAUCUUCUGAGAGUGGUGCUGAUCAGAUAUGCUCCAGGGAGAGUUCAAGCAGGGCUCAGCAUCAAGCAGCAGUUGAAUUCAUUGCAAGUCUCUUAAACGGGGACCUGAAAGACAGCGAGAGUUUCUUGUCUCACUUGGAUUUCCAGGAAGAGACGUUUUCUGAAGAAGAAAUGUCACCAAGCCCAGGAGAGUCAGUCUUGGGGGAUAGUUUCCUUUCACUGGAUGAAUUGGCAAAGAGGAUAGAGAUAGAAGAGGUAAGCCCUGUUGCUGGUUUGGUGUCCAUACUAAAGAAGCGUGAUGGCAGUGAGGGAGACCAGACUUUUCAGCCUUUACAGAAACAGGCAAAGAGGAAAGUGCGGUUCCAAGAAGCAGAAGAUGCACUUGAACAAGAAGACAUAAGCGGAAGCUCCUGCAUUUUGCUCAUUGCCCUCUGCAUUGUAACAGUGUUCCUCAGCAUUGGUGGCACCGCUUUAUACUGCACAUUUGGAGAUAUGGAUUCCUCUGUUUGUAAGGAUUUUGCGGCAAACGUGGACUUCUACUAUACUCAGGCAGUACAGGGAAUAGAAGAAAUAAGGCAUUGGCUGUUUGUCACAUAGUUGACCUGAACCACCUGGUCUGGAAAGCUUUUGUGGCUACGGACUACCACUACAGCUUGCAAAAAACAAAAAAAACAUGAACUUGGAUUACAAUCCAACCUGCCUAAUGAACAUUUCAAUUGUAUUUUAAAUAUUAUAAAAGAAGAGUCUAUGGCUGAUUAUUUUAAAAGAAUAUAAAAAUAGACUGAGCAAUUCAUAGUGGUGGGAAAACGGUACAGAGACAUCCCAC
Rana temporaria (common frog) is the source of this 2620-nucleotide messenger RNA. It is a transcript of the gene CNST, whose product is annotated as consortin, connexin sorting protein. Lineage: Eukaryota; Metazoa; Chordata; Amphibia; Anura; Ranidae. Gene Ontology annotation, biological process: positive regulation of Golgi to plasma membrane protein transport. Gene Ontology annotation, molecular function: connexin binding. Bases 16 to 2391 code for a protein of 791 amino acids. Gene Ontology annotation, cellular component: plasma membrane; trans-Golgi network; transport vesicle. The record is from RefSeq and is a predicted model, not a curated record. The transcript is spliced from 11 exons.